This is a messenger RNA of Chara braunii, 1243 nucleotides long. Lineage: Eukaryota; Viridiplantae; Streptophyta; Charophyceae; Charales; Characeae. The record is from the annotation of a GenBank genome assembly.
GCCGGCCAUAUAGCAAGAGACUGCCCCCAGCGGCAAGUACAGAUAGGAGCAGCCCCAACGGGCCAACGACGGCAGCUCCCCUAGCUAACGGACCAUGACAGGUCGGGACGAUGGUAGAAGAAACCAACGGGGCCGUGUCUGCAGCGGUCGUCGCUGAAGAGGCCGCAAAGCUUAUCCCGCUCGAUCAGUUGAUAUCCGUGCGAUAUCUGGGGUUGGGCAUGAUUGGGGCAAUCCAGCCGGCGAACGAGAAACGAGAGGUCUCGGAAUGCAGACCAUCUCCCAGUGAAAUGGAGUCUGGUGGUCCCGCGUUCAUUACCGGGGAGAUCGAUGUGCUCGAUAUCAUUCGAGCACUAGAUCACCGCAUCCCACUCCCGAUCGGGCACCUUCUAUCUAUAUCGGAACAAGCUAACCGUCGCAUGCUGCAGCACUGUAAAGCCAAUCGAAACGUUCCUCUUAUCAAGCCCGUACAGUGGCAGAGGUGGUCGCGAACCUAUGCGACUCUUUCUCUAUGCUUAGUUGAGAUCGAACUGAAGUCGACCCGGGACAGCGAGCAUAACGACGUGAUCGAAGACGUGAAAUUGUUCACCAUUCAAGCUUGGAGGAUGGAGGUAGAGGGAGAUUUGUUAGGAUUCAUUUUCGGAACGGUGGAGGUGGCACAUUGGCAGUCGAUCGUAGGAGAGCUUUUAAUCCUUCUAACUCAGUUGUUGGACGAUCUACCGAUCGACAUCGUCUCACACUACGACGAGAGUCCGGCGCCGCAUAUUCUUUCGCGCAGCUUGACGUCGUACCUACAUUGGUCGGCGUGCUUGGAAGGCAAUUGGGACAACCGUAAUUACCCGUCGUACGGUAAUUACCUGAACCCCGCGGAGAUAAUCGAUAUUCUCUUUUUUGAUCGGGGCGAGCCGACGUCGGAAGACGAAGAGGAAGAAGACGAAAAGGAAAAAGACGAGGAGGAGGAGGACGAAUCAGAAGAUACCCCCGGGAAGGACAAAUAUUAUAGCGAGCAUAGUGAGCACGAGUCGGGGGCGAUAAGCGAAGAAGAAGAAGAAGAAGAAGAAGAAGAAGAAGAAGAAGAAGAAGAAGAAGAAGAAGAAGCGGAGGGAGCAAGUGAGGGGGAAGAGGUGGGACAGGCGGAGACGCAAAGAGAAGACCAUGCGGAAGCGGAGUGACGGAGGGCAGAAAUAGCCGAGGGAAAGCGGCCAUUGGAGCAGUUAGUGGGAACCGAUCUGCCAAUUCCAGACGA